AUGAAAAUUUCAUAUGAAAACUGUAUAGCUUUAAUGUUAAUAUUUUCUCUAGAUAUAGAACAUAUGAGUCAUGCCUUAUGCCCGUGGAAUACUUAUGCUUUUGGAUGUGUUAAAAGCGAAUCUUCUUGCCACAACUACAAAAUUUUGAGGGUUAGCAGUUAUUACGAAAACAGUGAGCGAUAUGUUUUUAAUUUUGAGAUUUAUGAGUUGAGCUCUGAUUCAUGGAGGGUUCUUGAUGGUGUCACUGAUAAAUGGAGGUUACAUCAUUCUGAUGAUGUUGUUUCGUUGAAAGGAAAUGCUUACUGGAUGCACAAAGAUAGAGAAGCUGGCCAUAAUGUCCUACUCAGUUUUGAUUUCACAGCGGAGGUAUUUGUAUCGUUUCCUCUUCCGGAUCAGAGUGAUGAUGAUCGUAGAGAUUUGGCUAUGUCGGUUGUUAGAGAAGAACACCUCGCGGUUUUGCAUCACAAUACUGGAACAUUCUUGACAGAGAUGAAUGUAUGGUUGAGCAAUAAGAUCGAUGAAGCCAAAGAGGUGUCAUGGAGCAAAUUCUUAGUAGUGAGCUUCGAUAACUUUAAGUAUCCACGUUACCCGAAAGAGAUGAAUUUUUGGGUGGACGAUGAGAAUAAAGUGGUAGUAACUUGUGUUAGAGACAUAAACCAUCGUGAUCACGUUUACAUUGUUGGAGAGGAUUUACAUAAACAUGUUUAUGAGGUUGCAAAUGAUACUUGGAUUUGGCCAUGUUUCCUCAGUUAUGUUCCAAGUUUGUGUCACAUCCCCAAGGCAAAAGAAGAAGAAAGCUGAACCGGGCACAUAGCCAAGGCAAAAGAAGAAAAUACAUCCUAUAUGGAUAAAGCUAGUUAGAGUUUUUUUUCUUAAAGGAUAAAGCUAGCUUUUGUUGUCCCUCUGCUUUUGUUUUUUUUUUUUUUUUUUGGUUUUAACUACUGUUUUGAUUUUGAAAUUGAAUAGGUCAUCUUAAUGAUCUUUACUCAAAUACACAUUUUUAUGCUUAUAGAGACAGCUUAUAAUCAUGGCAAUACAUAUAAAGGAGAAAAGGGAAAUAAUGUAAUGGAAAAUCACUAUCUCUCUAUGCUCCAACUAGUCUAUUCCAAGUAUUGUAUAACCGCUCUCAGUCUCACUUUCUUAAAGUUCUCGAGUUCUCAGAAUAAAGAUACAUUAGAGACAAAUGGUACUUACUGUGU
Molecule: messenger RNA, 1199 nt
Organism: Brassica napus (rape)
Lineage: Eukaryota; Viridiplantae; Streptophyta; Magnoliopsida; Brassicales; Brassicaceae
Product: putative F-box/kelch-repeat protein At3g17540
Exons: 1
Coding region: 1-801 (266 amino acids)
Source: RefSeq, a predicted model, not a curated record